GCUUCCGGCGCCGGGUGAUGACGUCAACCGUACGGCGGGUCGGAAGGCCCGAUCUUGGGAAGGGCGUUCUGGCGGCUGCGGAGCCUUGAAGUGAGGUCCCUGAGGAGGGCGAUGACUGAAUACAAGCUGGUGGUGGUAGGAGCUGGUGGUGUUGGGAAAAGUGCCCUAACCAUCCAGCUCAUCCAAAAUCACUUUGUAGAUGAAUAUGAUCCCACUAUAGAGGACUCUUACCGUAAACAGGUAGUUAUUGAUGGAGAGACCUGUUUGUUAGAUAUCCUGGACACAGCAGGGCAAGAAGAGUAUAGCGCCAUGAGAGAUCAGUACAUGAGAACUGGGGAAGGCUUUCUAUGUGUGUUCGCCAUCAACAACAGCAAAUCAUUUGCAGAUAUCAAUCUUUACAGAGAGCAGAUUAAAAGAGUGAAAGAUUCGGAAGACGUACCAAUGGUGUUAGUGGGAAACAAAUGCGACUUGCCAACACGGACAGUAGAUACCAAACAAGCUCAUGAAGUAGCCAAGAGCUAUGGGAUUCCCUUCAUUGAGACAUCUGCCAAAACGAGACAGGGUGUUGAAGAUGCCUUUUACACGCUGGUGAGGGAGAUCCGCCAAUAUCGCAUGAAAAGACUCAACAGCAGUGAAGAUGGGAAUCAAGGCUGCAUGGGACUCUCAUGCCUUGUGAUGUGAUCAGCUGUCAAAAACAUCUGGCCAAAGUGCAGCUAAAGGGUGAAUCUUAAGUCCACUGUUGCAUUUCACCAGUACCCUGGUGCCAGUUCUAAUUCUUUUCUGUCAGCACCUGAAGAGAAUGUCUCUGAACAUCUACCUCUUUGCUCAGCUGAGCAAGCAAAGAAAGUCUCCUCUGUUGGUGGUGGGAUUUCCCCACUCCACCCUCUCUUUCUUGGAUAGGUUCAAACAGAGGAACUGGUAUGUGAAACUGUAGAGGCCGAAUACUUUGAAAGGACCAUAUGCCCAGUUUCUGGAAGGAAAGCUGGAGAAAAUUGUGAUCACACUGUACUGAAAAGCCUGACUCUCUCCUCCUCCACCAUUUUUGGACAGGGAAAUGCUAGCAGCACGCCCCUACACUGUGUAUCUAAAAUACUUCUAUAGCACAUCAACUUAUUGCACUUAUUUUGGCCUCUAGCCCUUGGCUUUCUUUCUAGUAAGAGAUCUUGAAUAAUCAAGUGCCUAUUUGCAAAGGCAGGACAGGGCCUUAAACUUACCCUGCAAAGUUCCUAGCUGUCCCAUCCUGAGCACCUGAACCUGCCUCAGACCCUUGGUCUGCCUGCUCUUGACCUGCAGUGGGUCCUCAGUGUCCUCCUUCCCUGCUCUGUUCACUGAUCCUUCUUAAUAGGACUUUCAGGGGAUUGAAUGUGGAACCUUCUACAUGCAGAGCAUGUGUUUUGCCAUUGAGCUAUAUCACCUCCCCAGUAAUGCACAAGGAUGUCUCUGCACCAUUGACUGAAAAACACAUUGAUCUUUAAGACCUGUGGGGAAUUCCAGCAGUCAGUUGCCACCCUCCAGUGUUCAAUACAUUUCAUUUCACUCUUCUUGACAGUACUGGAAGCCAUAGUGCUUCUCACCAGGCCCAGUUAACAGCCGUGGAUAUUCAAACUAACAGUUACUCCAAUGCCCGUCAUAAAUCAUGGCUCUGUGAGGACUAUGUAGAGAAGAUUGAACUGCCCCAGCUUUCUAUGCACUUCUCUCUUUUAAUUCGUUCAACAUCUUUGUCAGGCACAGACUCUUUAUUUUUGAUCUGUGAAAAAUGAACCAGGGGGAAACAAACUUUAUCAAGAUUAUAUACUUUGAAAGCUCUUUCCAGGUGACUGCUGUGCAGUUAAGCUACAGGUAAGGAGCUAGGGGAACAAAAGGGGAUUUAGCCACACAGUUUGAUGCUGCUUGGAUAAAGAAGUAAAUUGCUGUUUUGUAUUCAGCCUUACGAACUUUGGAACUGGAUUUUUCAUGAGCCUAUGUGCCCCAGAAUUCUCUGUUCAAUUGAAUAUUUGCUGGGAAAUAGCUGAUUGGAUAGAUAACCACUAUUUAUUUGAAAGCCAUAAUAUUUGAUCCUGGUUCUCAAGUCUUGUUACCGUUUUGCAACUGAAUGCAUGAACUGCCUUGAUUCCAAAGUGUUCUUGCUUGAUAUAAUGGAAAUUCGUGCAAAAGCGCUGUCUGUUGUAGUUGUUUGAUACAUACAUGUCGUUGCUAGAUUUUGUGGUUAUUGCAUUUAUAAAUUCUUCCUAAGCGGGGGCCAGACUGCAGUAGAAAUGGA
Molecule: messenger RNA, 2260 nt
Organism: Lacerta agilis (Sand lizard)
Lineage: Eukaryota; Metazoa; Chordata; Lepidosauria; Squamata; Lacertidae
Gene: NRAS
Product: NRAS proto-oncogene, GTPase
Biological process (GO): Ras protein signal transduction
Cellular component (GO): plasma membrane
Molecular function (GO): GDP binding; GTPase activity; GTP binding
Source: RefSeq, a predicted model, not a curated record